This is a messenger RNA of Cotesia congregata, 1110 nucleotides long. The record is from the annotation of a GenBank genome assembly. Lineage: Eukaryota; Metazoa; Arthropoda; Insecta; Hymenoptera; Braconidae.
AUGUCGAACGACAGUAUUCACUGGGAAGCAAGAAUCCUUCCUGCAGGACCACCACGUUUGCUGGGGUGGAAUGUACCAGCUGAAGAACUAGUUCACAUACCAGAGCACUGGCUGGUCUAUCCUGAGCCAAACCCCUCCCUUCAUUAUUUACUAGCAUUAUUAUAUAUUUUAUUUACUUUUAUCGCACUUUUGGGUAAUGGACUUGUCUUAUGGAUAUUUUGUGCAGCUAAACCACUGAGGACGCCUUCAAAUAUGUUUGUAGUAAAUUUGGCUCUCUGUGAUUUUAUGAUGAUGUUAAAGACGCCGAUAUUUAUCUACAAUUCCUUUCAAACUGGAUUCGCACUCGGGCAUCUUGCUUGCCAAAUAUUUGCAUUCAUCGGAGCUCUUAGUGGAAUUGGUGCUUCUAUGACUAAUGCGGCAAUAGCAUACGACAGAUAUCGAACCAUUGCAAGACCAUUGGAUGGAAAAUUAUCGAGAGGCCAAGCGAUGCUAUUUAUCGUACUGAUUUGGAUGUAUGUAAUACCUUGGGGUUUGAUGCCGCUGAUGGGAGUGUGGGGAAGAUUUGUGCCGGAAGGUUUCUUAACCAGUUGUACAUUUGACUACUUAACAGACACCAGUGAAACUCGUUACUUUGUUGCAACUAUAUUUACAUUUUCUUAUGCGAUACCAAUGUCUUUGAUAAUUUAUCACUACUGUCAAAUAGUGAGCCAUGUGGUGAACCACGAAAAGACAUUGCGUGAGCAAGCCAAAAAGAUGAAUGUAGAAAGUCUUCGUAGCAAUGCUAAUGCAAAUGCUGAAUCUGCUGAAAUUCGUAUCGCCAAAGCUGCGAUAACCAUUUGCUUCCUGUUCGUUGCGUCAUGGACACCUUAUGGAGUAAUGUCAUUAAUUGGAGCGUUUGGAAAUAAAUCGCUACUGACACCAGGUGUAACGAUGAUUCCAGCAUGUGCAUGCAAGUUUGUCGCCUGUUUAGAUCCUUAUGUAUACGCAAUAAGUCAUCCAAGAUACAGAAUGGAACUGCAAAAACGCUUACCGUGGCUGGAAAUAAGAGAAUCAACACCAGAUACAACUAGCACCAACACAGAGGCCGUAAAUGCACCGGCUGCAAGUUGA